Messenger RNA from Phacochoerus africanus (Common warthog), 1711 nucleotides. It is a transcript of the gene RHBDL1, whose product is annotated as rhomboid like 1. Gene Ontology annotation, cellular component: membrane. The record is from RefSeq and is a predicted model, not a curated record. Gene Ontology annotation, molecular function: serine-type endopeptidase activity. NCBI's taxonomy places the organism in Eukaryota, Metazoa, Chordata, Mammalia, Artiodactyla, Suidae. Bases 102 to 1553 code for a protein of 483 amino acids. The transcript has 7 exons.
GCGGGCGGAGCCGGAGGGCCGGGGCGGAGCGGAGUCGUCCGCAGAGCAGCCCCUCCCGGCCGCGGCCGCCGACCCCGGCCCCCGGCCCCCGGCCCGGCUCUAUGGACAGGAGCUCGCUGCUGCAGCUUAUCCAGGAGCAGCAGCUGGACCCUGAGAACACAGGAUUCAUCCGUGCAGAUACCUUUACUGGCCUGGUGCACAGCCAUGAGCUGCCCCUGGACCCGGCUAAGCUGGACAUGCUGGUGGCCCUGGCCCAGAGCAACGAGCGGGGCCAGGUCUGCUAUCAGGAGCUGGUGGACCUGGUCAGUGCCACGGUGGGUGGGCAGCUGGGGCGGGGCCCAGGCCUGGACAGGCACGGUGCCCUGGCUGGAGUGGGGUGGGCAGGCAGCUGCUCCUCCCUGCCCUUCCUGUUGGGGAGGGCUGGAGACGUGGGGCAGGCCCUCAGACCCUGUGAGGACCUGGGGGGAUCGCUCAGGCAGGGCGGCGGUGGGGGGAGUACGGCGGCCUAUGCCCGGGCCCCACCCCCCCAGAUCAGCAGCAAGCGCUCAAGUAGCUUCAAGCGGGCCAUCGCCAAUGGACAGCGGGCACUGCCCCGGGAUGGGCUGCUGGACGAGCCGGGCCUGGGUGUCUACAAACGGUUCGUGCGUUACGUUGCCUACGAGAUCCUGCCCCGAGAGGUGGAUCGUCACUGGUACUUCUACCGGCACCGCAGCUGCCCACCCCCCGUCUUUAUGGCCUCAGUCACCCUCGCCCAGAUCAUCGUGUUCCUGUGCUACGGGGCCCGACUCAACAAGUGGGUGCUGCAGACCUACCACCCAGAGUACAUGAAGAGCCCCCUCAUAUACCAUCCCGGCCACCGCGCCCGGGCCUGGCGCUUCCUCACCUACAUGUUCAUGCACGUGGGGCUGGAGCAACUGGGGUUCAACGCGCUCCUGCAGCUGAUGAUCGGGGUGCCCCUGGAGAUGGUGCACGGCCUGCUCCGCAUCAGCCUGCUCUACCUGGCCGGUGUGCUGGCAGGCUCCCUGACUGUCUCCAUUACUGAUAUGCAGGCCCCUGUGGUGGGGGGCUCCGGCGGGGUUUACGCCCUAUGCUCUGCACACCUGGCCAAUGUCGUCAUGAACUGGGCUGGGAUGCGGUGCCCCUACAAGCUGCUGAGGAUGGUGCUGGCCCUGGUGUGCACCCAGCUUCAUGGCGCACCUGGCGGGCGCGGUGGUGGGUGUCAGCAUGGGCCUGACCAUCCUGCGCAGCUACGAGGAGCGCCUGCGAGACCAGUGUGGCUGGUGGGUGGUGCUGCUUGCUUACGGCACCUUUCUGCUCUUCGCCAUCUUCUGGAACGUCUUUGCCUACGACCUGCUGGGGGCCCACAUCCCCCCGCCACCAUGACAGGACCCCCAGGGCCAUGUUGGCCAGGGUGCAGCAUCCACGGGCCAGCCACCCGGCAGGCCUGCAUGUCCACCCUCUGUGAAUGUACAUCCCGAGGCUGCUGCUUCCCUGUGGGGGCAGGUGGCCCCUGUGGCCUGUGGAGUCCAGGCCAAGCCUUACACCAGCCCUAGCUGCCCCCUCCCAGGCCUGGGAGGGUAGGACUGCUGGGCCGCGCCAAGUGGUAGAGGUCCCCAAGUGUGACCCCAGAGGAGACCCUACCCCGGCCUCUUCCCCGAGACUUGCAGUCUGAGCCUUUUUGGAGAAUGAAUAAAUAUUUUACAGAGCGUCA